Molecule: messenger RNA, 1926 nt
Organism: Arachis ipaensis
Lineage: Eukaryota; Viridiplantae; Streptophyta; Magnoliopsida; Fabales; Fabaceae
Source: RefSeq, a predicted model, not a curated record
UUGGGAGUAGGGCACGAGGGUGUGUGUCGUUUCGUUAGCUGAGUGGCUUUAAAGGUCCAUUUUUGUCUUCCUCCCCCAAAACGAAAUUACAACCAGCACCCUCUCUUCCCCUAGGUUUUACAAAGAAAGCCACCACCACGUGAACUGGUAGUCAGUCUUCUGACGACCUCGCUGACAUUGUUGACUCAAGACUUUGUACCAAACGAAGUUAUUGUAGAAGAAGGUUUUGCCGGUCUAUCGGUCUUCACCGGUCAGAUGACUGAUUGGGUUAUCCCUGUCUUUCAAUAUGGGGGGAGUUUUGUCAAAGAUAACAAGGGUGAACUACUUUACAUUAAUGGGAAUGUAAAGAGAUUUCCUCCUUUGGAUCUUGAUUUAGUGAAUUAUUUUGAUUUGAAGAAAAUGUUUGAAGAACUUGGCUACCAUGCAUACAAAAAGAUGUAUUGGUAUGACCCAACAGCUCCUAGUUAUGAAGCAGGCCUACAUCCUAUAUAUGGAGACAAAGAAAUCAGAGAGAUGUGUGACAAAAAGAGGGAGGACAGAGAGACGGAUGAAUUGUGUCUGUUCUUUGAUCAUCCAAUUAUGGAAGAUGUUGAUUUUGAGGAUAGUGAUGAUACUGAUGAGCAUAGUGAGGCCGAGGUCUUGUCUGAUGAACCAAUUUCUGACAACGAUAGCUAUGAUAGCUAUGAAAGUGCUGAAGACGAGGCGUAUAAACCCCCACCUCCAGGAUUUGAGGAUGACACCGAUGAUAGCUAUGAUAGCUUUGAAGAUGAAGAACUCAUGAAGAAAACAAAGAGAAAAGGUGGCAAAAGAGAUAAGAAGGGUAAGAAGAAAGCUAUUGAAAAAAAGGAUAAUGCAAAGAAGAUGGCUGUUGAAAAAAGGGAUAAUGCAAGGAAGAAAGGUGGGCCUAAACAGACUACUAGGCCCAAUAACAAAUAUGGGCCCAAUAUAACUGUUGGGCCUACUCCUACUAAUGGGUCUACUCCUACUGCUAGGCCUAGUCCUACUGCUGGUGGGUCAGAAUUUGGUGUUGGACCGGGUAUAGCAGAGGAAGGGGAUGACAUCUUUAAUGAUGAGUCUGAUGGUUUAGGAUUUGAGUCAGAGGAGUUUGAUACACCUCAAUCAUCAGACAAUGAGGGAGAUGAUUUUGAUUGGUCCCAAUUCAAUGAGGAAGCAGACUUUGGUGAUGUUCAACUCCAAUUGAACAUGGAGUUUGCCACAUUGGAUCAAUUCAAGCAUGCCUUAAAGGACUAUACUAUUGCUGAAGGAAGGAGGAUUUUUUAUGUUAAAAAUGAUAAUAGAAGAGUUAGAUGCAAGUGUGCAACUGGGGAAGAGAAGGCUAUGAUUGCAAAGGCAAAGUUCAAGACUAAAUGUAAGGCUAAAAGGAAAGAGACUGAUGCUGCAGAAGUGGAUAAUUCUGGAGAGAAUGGAACUGCUAUUGUCCCUAGCAGUGAUGAUAAUGAAUGUCCUUGGCUGAUUUAUUGUGCCUGGAAUAGUGCUAGAAGGUGCUACCAGAUUAAGACGUAUGAGCCUAAACAUACUUGUGCUAGGGAAUUCGGGUCUAACAUGGCUGAUCAGAAAUGGGUGGCUGAUAAAUUAGAGAAGAGGUUAUUGACCCAACCUCACAUGACUCAUGGCGAAGCUUUUGAUCAUAUUAAGAUAGACUUUAAUGUGGUGUGCAGUGACAAGAUGAUUUAUAGAGCUUUAAGGGUUGCUAGGGAAAGGUAUGUUGGGAAUGAGAGGGCUCAGUAUGGAAAGUUGAGAGAUUAUCUCACUGAAAUACACAGAAGUAAUCCUAGCAGCACUGCAUUGCUGGAAACAACCCCCACAAUUCCUGGUUCACCGCCAUUGUUUAGCAAACUGUAUAUUUGUCUGGAGGGGUGUAAAAGAGGGUUUAAGGCUGGUUGCAGACCACUGAUUAGGUUGUAA